AUGAUUCGGCAUGGAAUUUUUGGUCGUCACAAUUUCGAUUUAAUUAAAUAUCCAAAAUUCACUUCGUGCACAUCAUUCAAGGGUUGUAAAGUUAAAGAAUUUAGUUUAUUUACAAAUUUAUCGACUCGACAUGGAAUCAGCACGAGUAAUGACCGUAAAAGAGCAAAAGAAGAAAUUAUUGAAACCACUGUUAAACCAAUUAAAAUGGCUUACACUUCCUACGAGCUGACUCAAGAUAACGAAGAAGCCGAUUAUCCUAUAAUAAUUAUGCACGGAUUACUCGGAUCGAAAACAAAUUGGAAUUCGCUAUCGAAAGCCAUCCAUAAUAAAACAAAGAGAAAAGUAGUAGCAGUAGAUGCCAGAAAUCAUGGAGAAAGUCCUCAUACAACAGAAUUAACAUAUAAUCAUUUAGCUGCCGAUAUAAAAGCAUUAAUGAGUGAUUUAUCAUUUCAAAAAGCAAGUUUGAUUGGACAUUCGAUGGGAGGUAGAGCAGUCAUGUUAGUAGCUCUUAGAUAUCCAGAACUUGUAAAAGAGCUUAUAAUAGUUGAUAUAUCACCGUUGAGAACUAGUCCAAACUUAAGACAACUCAUGAAAUGUUUCGAAGCCAUGAGACUCGUUAAAAUAGAACCCAAGAUACCAUUAUCUUCUGCUAGAAAAUCUGCAGAUAUUAUCAAAGACAUGUUUAUUAUAUUAUUUAAGAAUCCAGGAUUGAGACAAUUUUUAUUGACAAAUUUGGUUGAAGGAGAAGAUGGUAAAUAUAAAUGGAGAGUUAAUUUAGAUUCUAUAACUAGUAAUUUUUCUACAAACAUUUCAAAUUUUCCAAAUAUAAAAACAACUUUCGAUGGACCAACAUUAUUCAUUGGCGGUUCCAAUUCGGACUAUCUUCUUAAAGACGAAGAAAACGAUAUUAGAAAAUUAUUUCCGAAAGCUACAUUUUCAUACAUUCAAGAUGCUGGUCAUUGGGUACAUUCUGAAAAACCGGAUGCAUUUUUAAAAUUAGUUACAUCAUUUAUACAAAACCAAGGUAAAAUUAAUUUCAAUAAAUGA
Molecule: messenger RNA, 1047 nt
Organism: Pediculus humanus corporis (human body louse)
Lineage: Eukaryota; Metazoa; Arthropoda; Insecta; Psocodea; Pediculidae
Product: valacyclovir hydrolase, putative
Exons: 6
Coding region: 1-1047 (348 amino acids)
Cellular component (GO): mitochondrion
Molecular function (GO): catalytic activity
Source: RefSeq, a predicted model, not a curated record